AUGCCGAACUGGGGAGGGGGAAAGAGCUGUGCGGUGUGCCAGAAGACGGUGUACUUCGCCGAGGAGGUCCAGUGCGACGGAAAGCACUUCCACAAAGCCUGCUUCGUAUGCAUGGUUUGCAGGAGGUGGCUAGACAGCACCACGCUGGCCACCCACGAGCAGGAGGUCUACUGCAAGUCCUGCUACGGCAAGAAGCACGGCCCCAAGGGGUACGGGUAUGGCCAGGGGGCCGGGACCCUGAACAUGGACCGCGGGGAGAGGCUGGGCAUCAAGCCCGAGGAGACCCAGGCCCACGAGCCUACCAACAACCCCAACCCCUCCCCCAUGGCACAGAAAUUUGGGGGAGCUGAUAAGUGCUCCCGCUGUGGGGAAUCGGUUUAUGCCGCUGAGAAGGUGGUGGGAGCAGGCAAGCCCUGGCAUCAGAACUGCUUCAACUGUGCCAACUGCGGGAAGAGAUUGGAGUCCACCACCCUAACCGAGAAGGACGGCGAGAUAUACUGUAAAGGUUGCUAUGCAAAGAACUUUGGGCCCAAAGGGUUUGGCUACGGUCAAGGAGCGGGGGCCCUCGUCCACACCCAGUGAACCACGCCGGCACGGUUUCGACAACACGACCCACAAGAACCACAACUCACUUCUAACUGCCAUUGGAUGGGAUGGGAAUUAGUGCAUGGUGUAAAAAAAAAAAGGCUGUUUUUCUUCCUGUCUGGUUUGUUUUGCGGUCAAUAAAGCUUUUCCAGAACUCG
Molecule: messenger RNA, 743 nt
Organism: Anguilla rostrata (American eel)
Lineage: Eukaryota; Metazoa; Chordata; Actinopteri; Anguilliformes; Anguillidae
Product: cysteine and glycine-rich protein 2-like
Exons: 5
Coding region: 1-582 (193 amino acids)
Biological process (GO): actin cytoskeleton organization
Cellular component (GO): cytoplasm
Source: RefSeq, a predicted model, not a curated record